AUGUGGUUCAGGGGUAGCUUCCCACCAAUGACUUGGGCCUGGUUUGUUCUCUUUGCCGUGCUGGUGGCCUUCGCACCCGGAACAAUGCAACAAACCAGUGGAGUGGCUACAUUGGAUCUCUGUCAGCCUAAUAGAGUAUUACCGUCGUAUUUGCAGAAUGCUUGCGAUCAGCUAUUGGCUAGCAUGGGAACUGCCACGAGUGCGAUGUCUGACUCCGGAACCAGAGCGUCACCACCGGAUAGAAGACCCUUGUCCGACCCACCUCGCUACGGCCGGCGGAAUGGAGGUCCACCCAUGACGGUCCACGUCUCCAAGCGGCUCUACUCGUUACCGACAUAUAAGCUCUUCAACGGUCUACGAAGACGGUCCGGCCACCAUCGACUCCUCGAUACGAAUCAGUCGGUAAAUCUCCUUAGGCGCUUCGCCUCUUUAAUUAAUAAAUUUAGCCUUCUUGAGAACAUAUGAUCUUUUUGUUUGGUGGGCCGUUGUGCUCUCUCGUUUACGGAAGUGCACUUUGUAUAAUCUAAAACUAUUUGAAGGAACACUUAAGCACAUAAUGUAACAAAUAGUACCGCUAAAUUGAACACGACAUGACAAGGACGUAGUGGCAAGUUUGCUACCAGUAAAAAAAAAAAAACACCACCGACAGUGAUAAAUACAUUACAAAGAAGACGGCUUUGUGAACUUAUGUUUUUAGUAUUGUCAUUAAAAUACAAAGCUUUAUUAGUUUCGCAGAGCCAAUUAAUUUUGUCACAAUUCGAUGUUCUUAAAUGUUAUGUAUUUUGUUAUGCUUUUCGACGCGUACUGACUUUGUACUUAUAUUAAUGUAUACAAAACAAUAUGACAAAGCACCGCUUUGAAAUUCACUUCUGUAUAUAACGCUAAUUUUAUAAAAGCUAAAGUGACCUGAGAUAACUGUAUUUGUUUCAGUUAAAGGUGGGGCCAUAUAUAGGUUUUUUUUAGUGCCUAUCCUCGUUUAGAAACACCAACAAUAAAUUGUUACAAUGUGUUUUUUCUCAUUAAAGGGAAGGUAUGUUUGGU
Molecule: messenger RNA, 1041 nt
Organism: Asterias rubens (European starfish)
Lineage: Eukaryota; Metazoa; Echinodermata; Asteroidea; Forcipulatida; Asteriidae
Exons: 2
Coding region: 1-465 (154 amino acids)
Source: RefSeq, a predicted model, not a curated record